Messenger RNA from Camellia sinensis, 1411 nucleotides. RefSeq names its product MIZU-KUSSEI-like protein (Protein of unknown function, DUF617) (gene MIZ1). Gene Ontology annotation, biological process: hydrotropism. Lineage: Eukaryota; Viridiplantae; Streptophyta; Magnoliopsida; Ericales; Theaceae. The record is from RefSeq and is a predicted model, not a curated record.
CCUCCCAUAACAGUAACACUCCUCAUCAACUCUCUACAAACACUUCCUCAUCAAAUCUCUCUCUCUCUCUCUCUCUCUCUCUCUCUCUCCUUUUCUUGAGCAAUUCUCUCUCUUUCUUUUUUGUUUGCUGUACUAAUACUAAUCAGUGGCCUCCUGAUCACACUAUCAAACUCAAGAAAACCAAAAAUCUCUCUCUCUCUCUCCCCUUUUCUGAGAUCUUUUGCAGCAAAAAUCAAAUCUCUUUCUCUUGUGUUUGAUUUGAUCACAUUAUAAGCUCCUCUGUCAAGAAAACUAAAACUAAAUAUCUCUCUCUCUCUCUCUCUCUCGUGUUUGCUGUAUUGAUCAGUAACCUCCUGAUCACACUAUCAAGCUCUUCUCUCAAGAAAACCCAAAUCUCUCUGUCUCUCUCUUGUCUUUGCUGUUUUGAUCAUAUCAUUAUUCUCUCUCUCUCUCUCUCUCUAUACCAUGAAACAUGAACUACUCACCACCCUUCCCAGAACUAGUUCCUCCAAAACCACCAAACACAUCAUGCCCUCCUCCAACUACAUCAAAUCAUCACCGCUCCUCUCCGAACCCACCUCCUCCGACAACCGGCUCUCCGGAAAAUCCUCUCCAGCCGAAUCCUUCAGCCGCCGUAUCGGCCUCUCCACUCUAGUCCGAUCCCUCCUCAGCCUCCUCUCCUUCCCGGCAAUUCUCCCCACGCGCCGCUGGCUCUCCAUCCCAACCCUCCCCUCCCCAACACCACCACUGGGCCGGAAAGUCACCGGCACCCUCUUCGGCCACCGGCGAGGCCACGUCACCUUCUCAAUCCAAUUCGACCCGAGAUCCGAACCCGUUUUACUGAUCGAGCUGGCGGUCUCAACUUCCACUCUGGUGAAGGAAAUGUCGUCCGGGUUGGUCCGAAUCGCGCUCGAAUGCGAGAAGUCCACGGCUGCGCGUGGGCGUCCGGCGAAGCUGUUUGGGGAGCCCACGUGGACUAUGUAUUGUAAUGGGAGGAAGUGUGGGUACGCGCUUACGCGCGCGUGUACUGAGUCUGAUUGGCACGUGCUGAGCACGGUGAAGAGUGUGUCAGUCGGCGCCGGAGUUAUUCCGGUGGUGGACGACGGCGGGAAGGGAAGUGGGUCAGAUGGUGAGUUGAUGUAUAUGAGGGCCAGGUUUGAACGAGUCGUGGGGAGUCGUGACUCGGAAGCGUUUUAUAUGAUGAACCCGGAUGGUAAUGGUGGGCCUGAACUCAGUAUAUUUCUGCUCAGAAUAUGAAAAAGAAGAAGAAAUAUUUAUGUAUUUUGUUAUUAAUUGGAAUUAAAUGUUAAUUAGAUAUGUGUAAGUACAAGUUGGGAUUUGAAUUGUUAGUCACUUGUAAUUGUGGAGUAUUUAAAAUUUGUAUUGAGUAUGAUUCGAGUUUUAUUUUCUU